This is a messenger RNA of Myotis lucifugus (little brown bat), 1659 nucleotides long. RefSeq names its product SKI family transcriptional corepressor 1 (gene SKOR1). Gene Ontology annotation, biological process: negative regulation of BMP signaling pathway; negative regulation of transcription by RNA polymerase II. Gene Ontology annotation, molecular function: DNA-binding transcription factor activity, RNA polymerase II-specific; SMAD binding; RNA polymerase II cis-regulatory region sequence-specific DNA binding. The record is from RefSeq and is a predicted model, not a curated record. NCBI's taxonomy places the organism in Eukaryota, Metazoa, Chordata, Mammalia, Chiroptera, Vespertilionidae. Gene Ontology annotation, cellular component: transcription regulator complex; nucleus.
AUGCGGUUUGUGCUGAUAUUCACCGACUGGGGUGAUUCUCCGAAGCACCCCAAGGCCGGCUCCCCGGAGACCACCACCCCUCCAGCGAGCGCCGGCGCCUCGGAGCUUCUCUCCACGUGCCUUCAAUCCUUCUCCAGCUCCGACCUGGGUCGGCGAGUUGGGAAAACCCCGCGGGGACAACAGACCCUCAGCUUGGGGAGGAGGAUGCGCUCGGCUCGGAGCAGUCCCUUCACUGCAUGCGGGAGCGGCGGCAUGGAGGCUCUCACCACUCAGCUGGGGCCGGGGUUGGAGGGUAACUCCUCGCCCAACUCGAAGCAGGAGCUGCAGCCUUACUCGGGCUCCAGCGCUCUCAAACCCAACCAGGUGGGCGAGACCUCGCUGUACGGAGUGCCUAUCGUGUCUCUGGUCAUCGACGGCCAGGAGCGCCUGUGCCUAGCGCAGAUCUCCAACACCCUCCUCAAGAACUACAGCUACAAUGAGAUUCACAACCGCCGCGUGGCCCUGGGCAUCACGUGCGUUCAGUGCACGCCCGUGCAGCUGGAGAUCCUGCGUCGGGCCGGGGCCAUGCCCAUCUCAUCGCGCCGCUGCGGCAUGAUCACCAAGCGGGAGGCCGAGCGCCUGUGCAAGUCUUUCCUGGGCGAGCACAAGCCGCCCAAGCUGCCGGAGAACUUCGCCUUCGAUGUGGUGCAUGAGUGCGCGUGGGGCUCGCGUGGCAGCUUCAUCCCCGCGCGUUACAACAGCUCGCGUGCCAAGUGCAUCAAGUGCGGCUACUGCAGCAUGUACUUCUCGCCCAACAAGUUCAUUUUCCAUUCGCACCGCACACCGGACGCCAAGUAUACCCAGCCCGACGCGGCCAACUUCAACUCUUGGCGCCGGCACUUAAAGCUCAGUGACAAGUCGGCCACAGACGAACUGAGCCACGCGUGGGAGGACGUCAUGGCCAUGUUCAACGGUGGCACUCGAAAGCGGACCUUCUCACUUCAAGGAGGCCGUGGCGGUGGGCUAGUGGAGGGUCGAGUGGGCAGGGGAAAAGUGGCCCUGGGCGCGGCGGGGAGGCCCGGGGUCGUGCCGACGCAGGUGUACGCGCCCGAGCGGGACCAGCACGUGAAGAGCGCGGCGGCGGCGCUGGGGCCCGCGGCCUCCUACCUCUGCACCCCCGAGGCCCACGAGCCAGAUAAGGAAGACAAUCACUCGACCGCCGACGAUUUGGAAACGAGGAAAUCCUAUCCAGACCAAAGGAGUAUCUCCCAGCCAAGUCCUGCAAACACAGACCGAGGCGAAGAUGGGCUCACCCUGGAGGUCACUGCCACGCAGCUAGUGGAGAAAGAUAUCGAGAACCUGGCCAGAGACGAGCUGCAAAAACUGCUCCUGGAGCAAAUGGAGCUCCGCAAGAAGCUGGAGCGAGAAUUUCAGAGUCUCAAAGAUAAUUUUCAGGAUCAAAUGAAGAGGGAAUUGGCUUAUCGAGAAGAAAUGGUGCAACAGCUGCAAAUUGUCAGAGACACUCUGUGUAACGAACUCGACCAAGAGCGGAAGGCCCGCUAUGCCAUCCAGCAGAAGUUAAAAGAGGCCCACGACGCCCUGCACCACUUCUCCUGCAAGAUGCUGACUCCCCGCCACUGCACUGGCAACUGCUCCUUCAAGCCCCCGCUGUUGCCCUAG